This is a messenger RNA of Tachyglossus aculeatus (Australian echidna), 2058 nucleotides long. RefSeq names its product TNF receptor superfamily member 11a (gene TNFRSF11A). Gene Ontology annotation, molecular function: tumor necrosis factor receptor activity; cytokine binding. The transcript has 11 exons. Gene Ontology annotation, cellular component: external side of plasma membrane. Gene Ontology annotation, biological process: ossification; response to interleukin-1; multinuclear osteoclast differentiation. Bases 1 to 2058 code for a protein of 685 amino acids. NCBI's taxonomy places the organism in Eukaryota, Metazoa, Chordata, Mammalia, Monotremata, Tachyglossidae. The record is from RefSeq and is a predicted model, not a curated record.
AUGGUGGCCAUGAAGCCCGGCGACUAUUGUCUUGGACCCUUCGCCCAGGGUUUUCAGAAGGACUGUUUCACAUGUGCCCUGAAGAAGGGUUUGCAAAUAGCCAACACUGAGAUGUGUGUGAACGUUGUGCAACUCACAGCCAAGUUCUCCCCUGAAACUUGCUCACUUGAUUGUUUGUCCUCUCUUCAGAGGUCAUCAUCCAUCACCCCUCCGUGCAGCAGCGAAAGGCAUUAUGAGCAGUCCAGACGAUGCUGUAACAAAUGCGAACCUGGGACGUUCAUGUCUGCCAAGUGCACUGCUGCUUCUGAAAGUGUGUGCUCCCCCUGCGGCCCAGAUGAAUACUUAGACACGUGGAACGAAGAGGAUAAAUGCCUAUUGCAAAGAGUUUGCGAUGCGGGCAAGGCGCUGGUCGUGGUCCAUCCCGGCAACAGCACCUCGCAGCGGCAGUGCGCCUGCACCCGGGGCUACCACUGGAGCGACGACUGUGACUGCUGCAGGCGCAAUCGGGACUGCGGGCCGGGCUUCGGGGCCAGGCACCCGCUAUUGCCCAACAGGGAUACGGCAUGCGAGCCAUGCCCUCUGGGCUACUAUUCCGAGAGCUUUUCUGCCACUGACAAGUGCAAACCCUGGACCAACUGCACAUUUCUUGGACAGGAAGAAAUCGAUCCCGGGACCAAUAAGUCAGAUGUGGUCUGCAGGAUAUCCUUUGGGCCCACAAAGUUCUGGAAUGAAUCCAGUGAAGUCACACGUGGAUUGAUCAUUCCCUUCCUCUUUGUGUCAAUGGCUCUAAUUGGCCUCAUCUUCCUUGGCAUUUACUAUAGGAAAGAAGGGAAAGUCCUGACAGCUGAUUUAUGGCAUUGGUUCCAUGUCACGUGCACCAGACUAAAGGGCAAUAAGGAUUCCUCCAGUGACAGUUUCAUCAGCCCACGUGUGGCCCACGCUGGCCACCGCCAGCCUUUUGAGGGGGUCUUGCUGCUGACCCUGGGAGAGAAGGUGUGUCCCGAAGGCGCAAGUUGUCCCGAAGGACUCCUGCUCAGUGGACCGGCGGCCCGGGCCAGGGAGCCCGAGGGGGGCCCCUUCUUGCAGAUUCCUAUGGAAGACGAGUACCUGGACCGGCCGGCCCCCAGCCCCAGGGGCCUGCUGGCCCUGAGCUGCCUGGAUGGCACGUCUGGGUCCCCUUUCCCCGAACCUCUGGAGAUCGGGGAGAAUGACAGUUUGAGCCACUGCUUCACGGGGACUGAAAGUCUGGGAGAGGAGGGGCCCUGCGGCUGCCCCGAGUGGGCUGCCUGCGCCCCCGCGUCCUUGGAGAAAUCCCCACAGAAGUUGGGCCCCGAUGCAGCCCUGAGGUUCCCGGAGGAGGCCGAGCGCAGCGGCCCAGAUGACUGGUGGCCACCCCGCUCCCCGGCCAACGGCUAUGCGGGCUGCAGGAUGGGAUCGAGGGAGGGGCCCGAGACCCCAGGGUCCUGCACGACCCCCCCGGAGAGCGGGCCUUUGCCACCCUGUGCCUGCGGACUGGGUUUCCUGUACGAUGGGGUGGAGAGCCAAGAGCCGUCCUCGGGACGAGGCGAUGCCCAGGACCGGAGCAUGGCCGGCGGCAGCUCAGGACCCUCUGGGACCCCGACUGGAAGCCCCACAGACCUGCCCCCUGCGCCGGGAAAUGUGACUGGAAACAGUAACUCCACGUUUAUUUCACAUGGAAAAGUGAUGAAUUUCAAGGGCGACAUAAUUGUGGUCUACGUUAGUCAGAACUCCCAGGAAGGCCCUGCGGGUGCCGGGCCAACAGAAGAGACCGUGGUGGGCAGCCCGGUGCAAGAGGAGACCCUGGAUCGCUGUGACACCUUUGCAGGGAACGCCCCCCUCUUCCAGGAGAAGUGUGCUGACACCCACCCGGGGACCCCCGAGGAGGACGUGGGACAAAAGAGCAGGCCCGAGGGCGAGAGAAGCCCAGGUCCCGCCCUCCCCACGGAAACGUGGGGCGGCACUGACCGAGUGGCCACCCAACCUGUGCAGGAGGAGGGGAAAGCGGCUCACUGCCGGCCGACGGCCUGGCACCCUUGA